Aspergillus campestris IBT 28561 is the source of this 1137-nucleotide messenger RNA. Its product is annotated as AHA1 family protein. Gene Ontology annotation, cellular component: cytosol. Gene Ontology annotation, biological process: protein folding; positive regulation of ATP-dependent activity. Bases 1 to 1137 code for a protein of 378 amino acids. The record is from RefSeq and is a predicted model, not a curated record. Lineage: Eukaryota; Fungi; Ascomycota; Eurotiomycetes; Eurotiales; Aspergillaceae. The transcript is spliced from 3 exons. Gene Ontology annotation, molecular function: protein-folding chaperone binding; ATPase activator activity.
AUGGUUCUGCACAAUCCCAACAACUGGCACUGGGUCAAUAAGGAUGCCUCCGAAUGGGCCAAGACUUAUCUGAAGGAGAAUCUCCUGACCAUCGCCGCAGAGGAUAAUGGUGUCUCUGCCAAGCUCUCCAACCUCCUGACCAUGGAUGGCGACGUAGACGUCAGCCAGCGCAAGAACAAGGUCAUCACCCUGUUCGAUGUGAAACUUCAACUAGAGUACGAAGGUAAGACCAAGGACGAGGAGCUGGUCAGCGGGACCAUCACUAUUCCCGAGGUGGCCCACGACACGGAAGAAGAUGAGUAUGUUUUUGAGAUCGAGAAUUACGCCGAUUCGCUCGCCAAGCAGCCCGUGAAGGAUCUGGUGCGCUCCAAGCUGGUUCCCCGGAUCCGUCAGGAGCUCGUGAAGCUCGCUCCCGCUCUGGUCAAGGAGCAUGGCAAGGACCUGCAGCACGCCCCUGGCGUCGACCCCUCCAAGGGGUUCACGCCCGCAGCCGUCCACCCCCAGACCGCCAAGAAGGAGGCUGCUCCCAAGACGACGACCACCACCACGACCGGCACCAAAGUUGCCGUCAACACCACGACGGUGACGGCCUCGGAUGAGAUGCGCACGACCGCCGAGGAACUGUACAUCACCUUCACGGACCCGCAGCGUAUUGCCGCGUUCACCCGUGGGCCGCCCCGUCAGUUCGAGGGCGCCCACGUCGGUGGAAAGUUCUCCAUCUUCGAUGGCAACGUUGUCGGCGAAUACGUCAAGCUCGACAAGCCCUCCCUCGUCGUGCAGAAGUGGCGCCUGGCCCAGUGGCCCGAGGGUCACUUCAGCACCCAGGAGAUCCACUUCGACCAGAACGACGUGGACGGCGUCACCCAGAUGCGCGUGACCUGGUCCGGUGUGCCCGUUGGACAGGAGGACGUUACCAAACAGAACUGGGACAUGUACUAUGUCCGUAGCUUGAAGCAGACGUUCGGGUAUGUUUACUCCCCUUUCCCGUUUUUCUUCCAUUGUCAUCAUCUAUCCCAUAUUGCCUACCUUCCUUACCAGUUAUCGUGGCAGAUCGCCUUUGUCUUCAUCCUCUUGGAAACCAUUGCUGAUCUCGUUCGCCGUUGCUUCUCUUGGCAUAGGUUUGGCACUCUCCUCUGA